Messenger RNA from Protopterus annectens (West African lungfish), 1153 nucleotides. Its product is annotated as endonuclease domain-containing 1 protein-like. The record is from RefSeq and is a predicted model, not a curated record. Gene Ontology annotation, molecular function: hydrolase activity; metal ion binding; nucleic acid binding. The transcript has 2 exons. Lineage: Eukaryota; Metazoa; Chordata; Ceratodontiformes; Protopteridae. The coding region runs from base 63 to 878 and encodes 271 amino acids.
CCUUUACUUUUUGUUCUUCCAAGAUAGGAGAAAAACUGAAAGCUUAUACUCUACAGUAGAGCAUGCAUUUUGUGGAACCUGUUUUACCAGUGUGGUGGGCGUGCUUCUUCUUUUUUACUAAUGGAAAAGGAGAAGUAAUGACUGUAACAAGUUUUAUAAAAUGUAAACAGUUUUUCUUUAAAGAAAUGGAGCCUUCAGGCAUUGUGCCUCCAAAAGCAGCAAGAAUUUGCCAGCACUACAACAACAAGUAUCAUUUUGCUACAAUGUAUGACCGAGAUCUGCGCAUUCCUCUGUAUUCUGCUUAUAUGUUUGAGAAAAAUGAUGGUGGCUGCAGAAGUGACGAAUGGCUUAUAGAGCCCCAGCUUGUAGAUCCAAAGAUUUCCAAAAGCAUGGAAGAAGAGAGGUCAUCAACUAUUGACAAAAUAAAGCUUCAGGAAAGUCAAGCUGUUAAUGGGGAUUAUGUUCCCACUUCUGCAAUGUAUGACAGAGGGCAUCUUAACCCAUGCAGUCAUCAUUCCAAUCAGGACAGCAAGACUGCGACAUUCACCCUGACCAACAUUGUGCCACAAUUAAACACUCUGAACCAGGGUAAAUGGAGAGAGUAUGAAGAAGGACUGACAGGAAAAACGACUUCCUGCACAAAAGUAUAUGUCGUUGUAGGAGUAAUCCCAGGAAAUUCAAACAUUAACAACAGAGUGAAUGUGCCAUCUGACAUCUGGAGUGCAAUCUGCUGUGUAGAAAAGACACGCACAAGAAGUUGGGCAGUGAUCGCUGCAAAUAAUGCAAAUCAAGUUAAUGACAUUUCUGUUUCUGACCUUGAAAAUAGAAUAAAAUCUUACACUGGAAGAGGUGUAAAACUUUUCCCAGCUAAGUGUUGAACAUAGGAAGAAAAUAAAUUACCAUUGCUAAUUAUGAAAUGCUUUGAGGUGUAUUCUUAGAUAUUUACAUAAUUUUCAAAUGUAUUCUGAAUUGCUUGAAAUGUGUAAGGAGAAAUGAAAUGGCAAUGGAAUAAGUGCAAUGCUUUUAAAGCAAGAAUAGUGUACUUUUUGUUUCUUAUUCUGACAAUUAUGCAAAACAUCACUGAAGCUAAGUGGACAUUAUAUAACAGGCAAAUGAUGAAGAAAUACCUAAAUAAAAACAGCAUGAUUUAUUC